Rhodotorula graminis WP1 is the source of this 1356-nucleotide messenger RNA. RefSeq lists its product as uncharacterized. The coding region runs from base 1 to 1356 and encodes 451 amino acids. The record is from RefSeq and is a predicted model, not a curated record. The transcript has 15 exons. NCBI's taxonomy places the organism in Eukaryota, Fungi, Basidiomycota, Microbotryomycetes, Sporidiobolales, Sporidiobolaceae.
AUGUUCCACCUCUCGAGCAAGCUCGCGGCCGCCGGCGGCCUCGCCCUGCUCGCCUUUGCGCUCGUCUCCGCCAACACCGACUCGACGUCGCCUCACGCCCUCAAGCGUUCGACCCUCGCCCACAGCCACGACGCGCACGAUCUCGUCGCCCGCCAGCGCAACCGCGGCGGCCGGUUCCGCGGCGGCGGGAGGGGCAACCCGUUCCUGCAGGGCGUCGGCGAGGCGCCCAAGAAGACCGACGGCCAGCUCAACCCGGGCAACACGAACGGGCAGGGCCAGGGUACCAACGACCAGCAGGGCACGGGCCAGCAGAACGUCAACUCGACCUCGGGCCUGCCCGCCGUCGUCGUCGACACGGGCGACCCGCAAAAGAACCUGUUCAUCGACCCGAGCCAGGUCGCCAAGGGCCUCGUCAACGACGGCCAGGCUGUCCCUACUGCUGGUCAAGUCGCCUCGGCGACGAGCGUCAACAACUUCAUCAACAGCUGCCUGCUCCGCACCGACCUCCCGCUCACCAACGGCCAGCAGGUCAUCGGCGGGUCGUGCAACGCCGUCCCGAUGGGCGUCAUUGCUGCUCAGAACAAGGCGCCGUCGUGCAAGUUCACCAACCCGAAGAACCUCGACGUCAUUCCGCCCAACCAGGACUUCACGAUCACGAUGGCGAUCAACAACCUUCAGACGGGCAACUUUGUCAACGCUCAGCAGAACUACUUCUCGGCUCCGCAGCGACCAACGGCCAGGGCAUCAUCAUCGGCCAGUCUCUUCCACUCUAAGGCGUGCGUGUCUGCCGUCGACGUGUCGCUCACGGCGCCGUCUCUUCGCGCAGGUCACUCGCACGUCGUCGUCGAGCAGAUCGACUCGCUCACGUCGACGGCCGUCACCGACCCGACCAAGUUCGCCUUCUUCAAGGGCCUCAACGACCCGGCGGUCAACGGCGUCCUGAGCGCAGCCGUCAAGGGCGGGCUCCCCGAGGGCGUCUACAAGUUUCACCCCAUCAAUUCGGCGUCGAACCACCAGCCGGCACUCGUCGGGGUCGCGCAGCAUGGCUCGCUCGACGACGCCGUCUACUUUGUCGCCUCGAACGACCCGAACGCCGUCGCGACUGCGCUCGGGCUCAACGCCGGCGCGCAGAACGGCGGUAACGGCGCGGGCCAGCAGCAGCAGCAGGGUGUCGGCAACGCGGGCUCGGCCUCGAGCGGCGGCCAGCAGCAGCAGCAGCAACAGCAGCAGCAGCAGGGCGGCGGGACUGGCGGCAACAAGCGCCGCAGCGACUUCCCGCACGUCGACGCGACGUCGCCGUACCUGCUCGAGCGCAGGCUCGCCGCGCUGCUCGACGAGGACGAGAUGGUCCAGUGA